AUGCCGAUCUCCUUCGAGAGCACGAUCAAUGCCACUCAACACGGUACCUCGGGACUCGUCGAGAGCCUCUGGUCAAGCUGUUCAGCUGCGUCGAACUGGCAGAUUGCCAUUACGGCCUUGCUUGUUCUGGUUGCCUAUGACCAAUACUUAUACAUCUCACGGAAGGGAUCGAUUGCCGGGCCUACGUUCAAAAUUCCACUCAUAGGACCGUUUCUGCAAGCCAUCUACCCCAAAUUCGACGCAUAUCUCGCCCAGUGGGCCAGUGGCCCUCUCAGCUGCGUCUCUGUAUUCCACAAGUUUGUCGUUCUGGCAUCAGACCGCGAUCUCGCACACAAAGUCUUCAAGUCCCCAACCUUUGUCAGACCAUGCCUCGUCCCUAUGGCCAUCAACAUCAUGCGCCCCACGGCAUGGGUCUUCCUCAACGGCAAAGCGCACGCCGAGUUCCGCAGAGGCCUGACUGGGCUAUUCACGAACAAGGCCCUGAGCACCUAUCUCCCCGUUCAAGAAAAGGUUUACGCGGACUACUUCAACCGAUUCGUCGAGCACAGCAAGGCGAACGGGGGAAAGCCUACAAAGUUCAUGGGGUGGUUCAGGGAGAUCAACUGCGCGCUGUCGUGCCGCACCUUCUUUGGUGACUACAUCUCUCAGGAGGCCGUCAAGAGGAUUGCGGACGACUUUUACCUCAUCACCGAUGCGCUCGAGCUCGUCAACAUCCCGCUGUCUAUACACGUCCCCUUUACCAAGUGCUGGAGAGGGAAGCGCACAGCAGAUGCCGUUCUGGAGGAGUUCACAAAGUGUGCUGCUGCCUGCAAGGUCAACAUGGCCUCUGGCGCUCAGCCGACCUGCAUUGUUGACCAGUGGGUGCAACACAUGUUUGAGUCCAAGAGAUACAACGAAGCCGUUGCCGCGGGUGUCGAGGGCCUCGAGAAGCCGACGAACCUCAUUCGGGAGUUUUCGGACGAGGAGAUUGCCCAGACGCUCUUCACCUUCCUGUUCGCCUCUCAGGAUGCUUCCAGCAGCGCCACUACAUGGCUUUUCCAGAUCUUGGCUCAGAGACCAGAUGUUCUGGAUCGGCUCAGAGCCGAGAACCUGGCUGCCCGAGGCGGCGACAAGAACCGCCCCUUUGAGCUGGAGAUGCUCGAGUCGCUCACCUACACCAACGCCGUGGUCAAGGAGCUCCUGCGCUACCGCCCGCCCGUCAUCUUCGUCCCCUACCUCGCCCUCAAGCCCUUCCCCGUGACACCGGACUACACCGUGCCCAAGAACGCCAUGAUCAUCCCCUCGUGCUAUCCCGCCCUGCACGACCCGGCGGCGUACCCGAACCCGGACGUCUUCGACCCGGAGCGGUGGAUCACGGGCGAUGCCGAGACCAAGACCAAGAACUGGCUCGUCUUUGGGGCGGGCGCGCACGACUGCCUUGCGCGGCGGUAUGUGCCGCUGACAAUGGCUGCCAUGAUUGGCAAGGCUUCGCUGGAGCUGGACUGGGUGCAUCAUGCCACGGAGCGGUCGGAAGAGAUUCGAGUGUUUGCCACUUUGUUUCCCAUGGACGAAUGCCCUCUUGUCUUUACGAGACGGGAGUAG
Molecule: messenger RNA, 1581 nt
Organism: Trichoderma reesei QM6a
Lineage: Eukaryota; Fungi; Ascomycota; Sordariomycetes; Hypocreales; Hypocreaceae
Product: sterol desaturase
Exons: 4
Coding region: 1-1581 (526 amino acids)
Biological process (GO): sterol metabolic process
Molecular function (GO): heme binding; oxidoreductase activity, acting on paired donors, with incorporation or reduction of molecular oxygen; monooxygenase activity
Source: RefSeq, a predicted model, not a curated record